GUGCGUGGCAGAAGGUACCCCGCGCCCCUCACGGUGACCUCAGGCUAGUGCUGUCCCAGCCUGGUGCGUGACUCCGCCCUUCGGCUCCUCCCCUCCUCCCCGCGUGUUUUGGCUUCUCCCCGGCGCAGCAGCUGCGCGCACACCCGAGUCCUCUGGUCCUCCUCGCUUGUCCCCAGCCUGGUGUGUCCAGGGAGCCCAUGGAGCCCGCUCGCAGUGCGCCUCCGGGGGACGGCGCUGCUGAGGCGCUGCUGAGAGAGCUGGAGCGUCAGGUGCAGGAUGUGGUGCGGGCGAGCUCGUGGUGGGAGCGCCACGGUGUGGACUGCGCCAUCCUCGCUCUCAGCCUGCUCGCCUUGCCGGCGGGGUUCCUGUGCCUACGCUUCCAUAAUAUCCUGGCCUUUGCCACGGGCAUCACAGUCCUGGGUGUGUGCCAUUACACACUCACGGUCAAGGGCAGCCACCUGGCUACUCACAGUGCCCUCACCGAGUCCAAACGCUGGAGCAAGGUCUUGAUGAUUUUCUUUCUGGAGAUAUGCACAGCCUUUCCUGCAGAGUUCGCUAAAUUCAACCACGUCAAUAUGCACCACGCUUACACCAACGUGGUGGGUCUGGGAGACUCCAGCACGUGGAAGAUGCCUCUCCUCAACCGCUACGUCUACAUGUUCCUUGGACCACUUUUGAUCCCCAUCGUAACGCCACUGGUAGCUCUUGAGCAUCUGAGGAAGGAAGAGCUGAAGACAGCACUGCGGGCUCUGGGCCUCAUUUGCCUGGGCCUUUACUCUCAGUACUGGCUGUUCAUGAAUGUGUCAGGCUUCAAGAACCCUAGUUCAGCACUGGCCUGCAUGCUGCUCGCCAGAUCCCUGCUGGCCCACCCCUAUCUCCAUGUCAAUAUCUUCCAGCACAUCGGAUUGCCUAUGUUCUCCCUGGACAAGAAGCCCAGGCGGAUUCACAUGAUGACCCUGGGGGUUCUGAACCUGCCGCGGCAGCCAGUGCUGGACUGGGCAUUUGGCCACUCCCUCAUCAGCUGCCACGUGGAGCACCACCUCUUCCCGUGGCUCUCGGACCACAUGUGCCUGAAGGUGAAGCCCUUGGUAUCGAAGUUUCUCCACGACAAGCAGCUACCCUAUAAUGAAGACUCAUACCUGGCUCGAUUCCAGCUGUUCCUCAACCGCUAUGAGGAGUUCAUGGUGCAUGUCCCGCCCAUCACUGAGUUGGUGGGGGUGCAGUGAGGGCUGGGCCCCUCCCUAACCCAGUCCCGGCCCUCCUCCUGUACUGCUGGCGCUUGGGGGGACUGGUGGAUCUGGAACUGUCCUGGGAUUUGAGUUAGGAGAGCCUGUUGGGAGAAGAAAUGAAAUCAAUCCAGAGACUGUGUGUGCAUCCUGGUCCACCGAGGCCUCAGCUGACUAUCUCAGAAUCCUUCUUUCUGUUGCAUCCAAGCUGGAGGGUAGAGCUAAGGGGACUGGUGACAGGUGAGGUGGGAUCCUAUGUCCAGAAGGAGGGGGCACAGAGACAGAGCCAGCCUCUUCGGCUCAGACACCCUUGGUGCCCAGGCUGCUGCUUCCUCCUGUACCUUCUGAGGUUCUAGUCCCCCAGGGCCCUCCCUCUCCCUAGGGUCAACAGG
This is a messenger RNA of Apodemus sylvaticus (European woodmouse), 1618 nucleotides long. It is a transcript of the gene Fads6, whose product is annotated as fatty acid desaturase 6. The coding region runs from base 198 to 1226 and encodes 342 amino acids. Gene Ontology annotation, molecular function: oxidoreductase activity, acting on paired donors, with oxidation of a pair of donors resulting in the reduction of molecular oxygen to two molecules of water. Gene Ontology annotation, cellular component: membrane. NCBI's taxonomy places the organism in Eukaryota, Metazoa, Chordata, Mammalia, Rodentia, Muridae. The record is from RefSeq and is a predicted model, not a curated record. The transcript has 6 exons. Gene Ontology annotation, biological process: lipid metabolic process.